AUGGGAAAAAAGAAGGCAAAUCAACUUGGGCGAUCACUGAUCAAAGAUCGAUUUGGUCAUGGGAAUCGCAAGACAGUGGCUGACGGUAGCAUGCUUCACACAACCGAAGUACAGGAUGGAUACGACUGGGGUCGUUUGAAUUUGCAAUCCGUCACGGAAGAGUCUUCGUUCCAAGAGUUUCUCCGGACAGCCGAACUUGCCGGUACCGAAUUUCAGGCCGAAAAGCUUAAUAUAACGUAUGUCAAUCCAAAGUCCAAGGUGGGCCUACUGACCACGAAUGAACGAGUGGAAAUAAUCAAAAAGCAGGUCGACAUGAAGGAUUUGCUCAAAAUUCCACGUCGUCCAAAGUGGACCAAGGAAACGACUGCGGAAGAAUUACUACUUGCGGAAAAUGCAUCCUUUCUCGAGUGGCGCCGUGGUUUGGUAGCACUGCAGGAGCAGGACAAUAUGUUGAUGACACCGUACGAGAAAAAUCUCGACUUCUGGCGGCAAUUGUGGCGUGUGGUGGAACGUAGUGAUAUCGUGGUGCAGAUCGUUGAUGCGCGAAAUCCACUACUAUUUCGCACGGAAGAUCUUGAGAAAUACGUGCAGGAGGUGGACCCAAACAAGAUGAACAUGAUAUUGAUCAACAAGUCGGACUUUUUGACGGCAGAACAACGGGUGCAAUGGGCCAAGUAUUUCGACGGCCAGGAUAUUCGUGUCGCGUUCUAUUCGGCCGUACUAGCUGCGGAGGAAGCUAAAAGAGAGCAAGACGAUACUGCCUCCCCGAGUGAUGAAUUAGAAGACGAAGAAGAACGGGAGGUUAAAGAGCGAUUGGGUAAUUUAAAGAUGUCCGUGGACAAAGCGGAAAAAACGCUGGAAACAAUCGAAGAACGAAUUGAAGAUUUGACACGCGAGGAAACCUCGGCCGGGAGCAUAAAAAAUAGUUCCAAGCUACUCACAAAUGCAGAGCUAAUUUCACUCUUCAAAAGUCUCCACCGUGCGGAACGUGUCACGAAGGGUAUCGUGACGGUGGGACUGGUCGGUUACCCGAACGUAGGCAAAAGCAGUACUAUUAAUGCCGUGUUCCUGGAGAAAAAGGUAUCCGUUUCGGCAACACCCGGCAAAACGAAACAUUUCCAAACACUGUACGUCGACUGCGAGCUUAUGUUUUGCGAUUGUCCCGGGUUGGUAAUGCCAAGUUUCUGUAUCACGAAAGCGGACAUGAUACUGAACGGUAUCUUACCGAUCGAUCAAAUGCGCGAUCACGUACCACCUGUGAAUUUGUUGUGCACGCUCAUUCCACGCCACAUACUCGAGGAUACGUACGGCAUUAUGAUUUCGAAACCACUCGAAGGAGAGGAUCCCAACCGGGCGCCGUAUUCCGAGGAACUACUCUUAGCUUUCGCUUAUAAUCGAGGUUUUAUGACGGCCAACGGGCAGCCGGAUCAAUCGCGCGGUUCACGCUACGUGCUGAAGGAUUACGUCAAUGGGAAACUGCUGUAUUGCUACGCUCCGCCCGGCAUUGGCCAGCAGGAGUUCCACUGUUUUCCCGCCCGAAAGAAGGAAGAGGUUGACAUUAAAUUGCUUCCACCCAGGCAGCAGCGUGCAAUGAAGAUGAAUUUGAAAAAGUCCAGCACAGACGUUGAUGAACAGUUCUUCAAAGAGCGGGCGUCACAUGGUCUAAUCAAAGGGCGUAGCGAUUUUCCAAACGUGCGGCCCAUCGGUCCACAGGGUUCGGCCGAAACGCUCACAUCCACUGACGGUGUUAUCGUAGCCGGGAAACCGUGGAAGCACCAGAAGCGUGAGAAGCGCGAAAAGCUCCGACGCAAAUACGCGCAUUUAGAUCAACAUUAG
This is a messenger RNA of Anopheles marshallii, 1836 nucleotides long. RefSeq names its product large subunit GTPase 1 homolog (gene Ns3). NCBI's taxonomy places the organism in Eukaryota, Metazoa, Arthropoda, Insecta, Diptera, Culicidae. Gene Ontology annotation, biological process: ribosomal subunit export from nucleus. Gene Ontology annotation, molecular function: GTP binding; GTPase activity. Gene Ontology annotation, cellular component: cytosol. Bases 1 to 1836 code for a protein of 611 amino acids. The record is from RefSeq and is a predicted model, not a curated record. The transcript has 3 exons.